GCCCACAGCGCUAGCAGGGUAGUGCGUUCGGCGUGAGGCCAGCGGCUGCUCUGUUCCCUCGUUCUCCUCCUCCCCUGGGCCCGCAGGGGAGAGUGACACUCACCAGGCGGCUCCGUCCCGGCGGCAGCCCCCCGCGUACCCCUGCGCCUCUGGUAAAAUACAUUGUCUCUGUGCUAUUGAAUAGUUGUAACUCCUGGAAAGGCUUUUGGGUUUGAAGAAGAGGGGAAAAAUACCCUGACCCAAGAACAAAAACCCCUGCAAGGGUUGUUUUAGUGCUCUCCUUAAGGAUAAGCAGUUUCUGAGGAGCAAAGGACCUGAGAAAAGGAACACCCGCUCUUGAGGUUGCAAAGGUGCUGAAGCAUGGCUGACUUGGAUCACAACCUCAGUCUUGCGGAUGCUCUGACAGAGCCGCCUCCUGAGAUUGAGGAAGAAGUGAAAAGGGACUUCAUUGCCACACUGGAGGCAGAGAAAUUUGAUGACGUGGUUGGAGAAACAGUAGAUAAAACAGACUACGUUCCUCUGCUGGACGAUGAUGAUGCAAAACCUGGGAGUCAGGAACCAAAGAGCAAACCCCAUGCAGAUGGUACUCAGGUGGAAAAUACUUCAGCUUCUGGGCCAACAGUUGUAGAAAAUGGUGACCAUGGAAUAGAUCACCGCACAGAAGCCUAGACUGUCUCCUAACACUGGGGCUGCCACUGAUACAAGACCAGUGUACUUUUCUACCCGCCAUUACACUUCUAAAAUCUUCAGCAUUUUACAGAGCUCUUGCUUUACAUCCUUGGACUGUACAUGUAGAAGAAACCAAAGGGUAGCUGUGCUGUUGGCCGAUCAGCCCUGCUCCUCCUCCCUCUCUGCUCUGCAGUGCUUGUUGAAACCUUCCUUUCUUUGUGUAAGCACAAAUGUGCAUGAUGGUUUUGGACUGCACUAUUUCAGCACUCCCACUGGUUUUAAAUCACCACUACAGCUCCAUUUUGAGUUCAACCACUUUAAAAUUUAAUUUAUAUACUUUUUCAUGGAUGCCUAAUAACAGAAGGUUUGAUGUUAAAGUUGUGCUUUCAUAGCGGAUGGGUCCACCAUGACUGCAGCCCCUUUUCCUUCUCCCCGUACUCACCGCAGCCUUGUAGAAUAAUGCUGUUAUCUGCCUUUAUCCUUGCUGCUUUGAAACCUUCUCUUAGGAAGAUUUUAUCUUUAAUAAUGUUGUCUUCUUUGAAACAUGGGUUUUCACAUCAUAGCAGUUACUAUACAGACUUCAGAAACAGAUUAGGAAAAGUCCAUGUUUAUUGAGACACAAGCAGAUUGUCUCUGGCUUGUGUGGGGUCAGUUGUGGGGUUCCAGUGCUUGCCAUCAACUGGGGGUAUAAAGGAAAACAAUCAACCCUAAAUUCCUGCCUCAGGAAGUUGUCUUGCUGCCAUAUUGCUUUCUGAAGCCUUGAAAGUAAGAAAGAAAAUUGCCUUUCUUUAACUUCUAGCUUUGGUUUGGUAAUGACAACUUUGGAUGGAAUUUUACCUAGCAUGAAAAAUAGUCUGUCGUCUCUACAGCUGAGAGAAAGAAAAGAUCUAGGACUAAAUUGUUAAAUCUGUGAUGAAAUAUUUGUGACUGUUUCCAGCACUACCAAAAUGAGUGGGCCAGUUUGAACCUGGAACAAACUGCAAGAGGUCAGCAAAUCCACUGCAGUUCCUGCUGUCUCUAUAAAAGGUGCAAAGGUUUCCAGACACAAAAGUAUUAGUUCCUGCCAUUCAACAGAGAAAACUAAAUUAUUUCCUUCUUUGGAAUUUUGAGAGACUACUUAGUAUUUUACAUGAGGCUAAAGGUUUUUGUAGAUGAGUGAACAUUUUGUUCGAGUUUGUUAUGUAGCUAAAGGGACCUUGCCUACAAUACCUGAUACAAGUACAGGAUUUAUUUGAACCCAAAUCUAGUUUUAAGGUAGGACAUGAUGCUCCAAAUUGCCUAAGGAUAGCAUUCUAGCACCUUCACUUGCCUAAAAAAUAUGGUAUUUUCUUGUUGCAAAGAAAGUAGCUCGCACCAGAGCAUUCUUGGUACCCUGCCAGUACUUGUGAUUACAUUCUGAUGUUGUCUACUAAUGACUUACUGUAUUGCACCUUGAAUUAAUACUACUAUUCAAUGAAAGAUUUUCUUUGAAGAUCUCCCUCAAAUAGUGACCCUUGGUGUCUUGAUUAUUUAUUUAUUAUUUUAAUCUGAGACCUCAGCUGCUCCCCACCCAGGGUGGCAGUGUCCAGAGUUGCUGCAAUGAACUGUGUGUAAUCUGCCUGUUUAAUGAUGAGCAUCAGAACUUGAGGCUUUCAUUCUCUAAUUUGGUAGCAAUUCAUUACUUUACCCACCAUUCCAAGCCUCGUUAGUAGCUGAGAUCCUCAAAGUGCCAGUUUCUGAACAAGCAACACCGUUGGCUUCUCCUCUGAGGUAGAUAGCUGUCACUUCUAAGAAACCUCAGGCACUCAGCUGCCAGAGCUGGGCUCUUUCCUUGCCAGUCUGAUAUGCAGAGCCACCACACUUAAAGCCAGCAGCCUUUGCAACCAAAUCCUGGCUGAGCUAAAAAAUAAACAUUUCCCAGUGGACUAGAGCUGUAAUGGUAGCUGGGACACAGGAUACAUGGGCAAGCAUGG
Molecule: messenger RNA, 2621 nt
Organism: Neopsephotus bourkii (Bourke's parrot)
Lineage: Eukaryota; Metazoa; Chordata; Aves; Psittaciformes; Psittacidae
Product: microtubule-associated protein 4-like
Exons: 6
Coding region: 361-669 (102 amino acids)
Biological process (GO): microtubule cytoskeleton organization; neuron projection development
Cellular component (GO): neuron projection
Molecular function (GO): microtubule binding
Source: RefSeq, a predicted model, not a curated record